AUGACCUCCUCCAGCAAUCAAAGUGGCACCAGCUGCAAGACCGCGGGCGAUGACCCUCAGGAUCCUAUCCUUGCUUCCAUACGCACCAUGGAAGCCAUCAGAGACUUUGCUACCGACAUCAUCCCUCUUCGCCCGGAUGGAGCCAACAUACACGAGUGGGUCGGCGAGAUCGACAAAACCCUCUCGGACUUGGUCGAUCGCGAGAAAUACCUCCAGGGAACCCCCGUCGCCCCUUACAGCAAGGCCGAAGAUAAAAUAGCGCGUAACUUGAUAUACUGGACCAUCCCACGCGAGCUACGAUCUUGCAUCAAUGAUGCCACCUCUGCUCAUGACGCGUACAACGCCCUCAAAGCACAGUUCCUACGCAACAAUCGUACAUCUCAUAUGGCAGCCCUAGUCGAUUUGUUCAACGUCCACGCGGAAAUCAGCGAGCCUCAUCACCUCACCACGCUUUACGACCGAAUGUACAAGGGCGUAAACGAAUUAGUGGCCAGCGGAUUCGUUAUCAACGAAGACACGUUGUUGGGAGCAUUAUUCCAAAUUGCGGUCGGACGGGGAAACAGUCAACUCUACGCCGCCACUAGCCAGUGCCUUGAUACCCUAGCUCCCAGCGAUAGACCCGUCACCUCGCGUGAAGUAGCCGCUGCCGCCAGAAUCCAAUUCGAGCAUUUAAGAAACACAGUCUUUGACGAAGAUCCCAUCACCACCCAUCCGCCGAGCGAAGUGGCCGAAUCGCUUCAGGCUCCCGUCACUGAAGAAGGCGAUGUCACCCACCCACCCAAUGACCCCAACCUCUCUACAAAUGUUUCCGGUAUGGCACACGCCGCACGACAGUCAGCUGAGCAACCACACCCAGCAAACGUACCAGCAAAACGCCAGAAUCCGCCGGAGAAAUCACAAUUGCAUCGUGAAAGUGGUUUGUCAAGCACUCGAGCAGACCAACCUGUCGCAUCUAAGGAGUCUUCCUCUUCGGCUCCCAAAGAAUCUGCCGCCCCACCCGUCAUUCCAGCUACUCAACCAAUAAAAACCUCCGAUCAAGUCAACGUGCCAGUCAAGUCCGCCGCCCAAGCCACUCAAGCCACUCAGCCAAUCAACACCACCGCUCAAUUGCAGCCUUCUCUACUCGACAAUGGCCCUACCAGCACUACCAGCGGUUCUGGAAAGGCACGCGCCAUAUCUCCCGCCCCAGCCAGUCGCUCAGGCUCUCCAAAGCCACCCACGACUACCAACACGGCUCCAGCUGGUCUGUUCGGCGCGACUCCGGCCACUAGUAGCCCAUUAGUCACCAACAUCACUCCGGCAUCAAGCUCGACGACGUCCACUCCCACUCUAUUUGGGAAAACUGUCCCAACCGCCGCUGCCACCAGUCUGUUCGGCAAGUCUGCCUCGACGGCCACCCCGCCAACCCCGGGUCUCUUUGGAUCCCAGAGCAGUGCUCAAUCUAACUCGAACAAGCCAACCAUCUUCGGUGGCGGCUCGCUUUUCGGCAUCCCGAACCCGGCUGCUAGUGCUACACCGGCCGCCAAAUCUCCCGAGAAAAGCUCGACACCGUCCUUCAGCUUUGGAAGCCGCUAG
Messenger RNA from Puccinia triticina, 1575 nucleotides. RefSeq lists its product as uncharacterized. The record is from RefSeq and is a predicted model, not a curated record. Bases 1 to 1575 code for a protein of 524 amino acids. NCBI's taxonomy places the organism in Eukaryota, Fungi, Basidiomycota, Pucciniomycetes, Pucciniales, Pucciniaceae. The transcript has a single exon.